UAUAUUCAAUCCUCCUCUUUUGUCCCCAUAGCCCAAUCCAGCAUGAUCUCGAGUCGUGUCUUUGCCUCCGCCCUGCGCGCCCAGGCUCCUGCUCUGCAGGCAGUCAAGGCCCGUCCCGCCGCCCGUAUCUUCCAGCAGACCCGCGGCCUCAAGAACACCCCCAAGUUGAGAGAGCCCGUCCCCAAGGAGGAGCACAGCGCACACACCAUCUCCCAGCGUAUCCGUACCCUGAGAAAGAUUCCCCCAGAGUUGAUCCCCAUUGGUGUCGUCCUUGCCGUCGCCAUCGGCUUCGCCGGCUACUCGCUCAUCCGCAAGCUCUUUACCGACGGUACCCUCCGCCUGUACAGAUCCAGAGGCCACAACCAGGCUUCUUCUCCUUCCGACACCAAGCCCUCCCACUAGAUUGACAAGAGAAGCAAUGCAUUUUUGAAAAAUAUCAUAUCGCAGAGUCUAUCAGUGCGCCAGAUUGUGUAUGCAGUCUACUUGUAG
Molecule: messenger RNA, 489 nt
Organism: Aureobasidium pullulans EXF-150
Lineage: Eukaryota; Fungi; Ascomycota; Dothideomycetes; Dothideales; Saccotheciaceae
Exons: 5
Coding region: 43-402 (119 amino acids)
Source: RefSeq, a predicted model, not a curated record